AGUGUAGUGUUGCACCACACUAUAUUUUAUUACCGUUGGCUGAGGAGACAAUAGUAACAGCCAAUACUGUAAUCUUGUGUUUGAUUGAAUAAAAUUGUUUAAAUUUGUGAACAUUCAUAUAAAAUGAUAUUCACAGGUUUCUUUUUACCACCAUUCUACUGUCAGACAUGUUAUUAUUAGUAUCAAAGACCAACUUGUACUGUACCUAUUACGGGUAAUUUGGAUUAUUUGAUUCUCAUAAUGAUUUAUGUAUUUAAUCACAAUUCGCUUGUUCAGCUUGCUGGUUUUGUUCCAAUAUUUGAAAUGUCAAUAGAAGACAGACAAACCCACAAGUAGUCAAUUGUUACAAUGGAGCUCAAGCGCAGGAAACAAGCAGACACACUGGUGUGAUGUUGAGGUGUUUAUUUUCAGGACUGAGAGCAGACUACAAGUCGAAGUAGGAAAAUAACAACCAGAAUUAAUCCUAGGAAAACUCAAGAAAGGCACUUCACUACAACUAGUGGCGAGGAGGACUAAUUACAAAAACUAAGGGCGCCAACUCACGAUCACGACAAUGGCAGGCUCACCUAGUCCUCUAACCACACAUGUCCUGAACACUGCGAUGGGCGUCCCUGGCUCUAACAUGUCCCUCAGCCUUCACCGACAAGAUCCACUGACUAAAGCCUGGAAUUUGAUAACCACUGGGAUCACUAAUGAUGAUGGUCGUUGUCCAGGACUUAUCACAACACAGCUGUUUACAUCUGGCGUGUACAAACUGCAUUUUGAAACUGCUCAAUACUGGGCAAGUAGGGGAGAAGCCAGCUUUUACCCCUAUGUUGAGAUUGUCUUCACGAUAAAUGAACCAGGCCAAAAGUACCACAUUCCUCUGCUUCUGAGUCGUUUCUCUUACAGUACGUACAGAGGGAGCUAGAGGUCAAGUGUGAUAAAACCUCUGAGGUGAUCUUCGUCCAUCAGCUGACACAUCAGAAGUAGAAGCUACUCCUCCAAGAACAUUCAUGGCAGCACCAACUGACCUGCCACACUUACCCAUUCAUUAGACACAAUGCUUAAUUAGACUGAUUCCUCCAUUUACGUAAAUAUGUUACUAUCAAUAAAUGUUUUUUGCAACGAAACAA
This is a messenger RNA of Amphiprion ocellaris (clown anemonefish), 1115 nucleotides long. Its product is annotated as 5-hydroxyisourate hydrolase-like. Gene Ontology annotation, biological process: purine nucleobase metabolic process. Lineage: Eukaryota; Metazoa; Chordata; Actinopteri; Pomacentridae. Gene Ontology annotation, molecular function: hydroxyisourate hydrolase activity. The record is from RefSeq and is a predicted model, not a curated record. The transcript is spliced from 4 exons. Bases 554 to 910 code for a protein of 118 amino acids.